CAGAAAGAACAGUAAAAAUGCAGGCAGGGCGCCGUACAAAGCACUCGGGACAAAAUCAAUUUUAGUGAAUGUCACUUUUUGUCAUUUUCAAAUUUCCCGCCGUUCCGUCCCCCGUACGUCCCGAUGCUCGCAGGGGACGGAACCCAGAUGACAGAUGCCGGCAUCCGCCGGAUUACAUUGCCGGGGACACUGCAGGAGGGACAUCGCGGGAGAGCACAGGACAAGGUAAGUGAUCGAGGGAUCGCGGAGCAGCGCCGCAUGGUAAGCCCGAGUGUAGCUCGGGGUUACCGCUUGUGGUACUGAAA
This is a messenger RNA of Staurois parvus, 305 nucleotides long. The record is from the annotation of a GenBank genome assembly. Lineage: Eukaryota; Metazoa; Chordata; Amphibia; Anura; Ranidae.